Molecule: messenger RNA, 3612 nt
Organism: Durusdinium trenchii
Lineage: Eukaryota; Dinophyceae; Suessiales; Symbiodiniaceae
Source: the annotation of a GenBank genome assembly
UCAAAAGCCUUGGAAUCCUCGAGGCUCCGAGGGUGAAACGGAUCGCCAUGGCUCAUGAAGCAUUACUUGCCCAUCCUUGGGAACUUCGGGCGCUUGUCCCGUUGGCCCUUGGCGCUGGAGACCUUCCGCCGUGCCGAGCUCGAGCUGGCCGCGCGUCCGCGCACCGGGCGGCGCGUGGCCGCCACGGGCGCGGCGUUGCUGCGCGGCGCGACCAUUGGAGCCCUGUGCCGCGGAGCGCAGUGGCAGCGAGGGCUGGGACUGUUGGAGGAAACCAGGCAGCUCAAGCUGCAGUUCGACGUGAUCAGUUGCAAUGCGGUCAUCACCUCCGUGGCCAAGGGCGAUGCUUGGCAGCUGGCACCAGAGCUCUUGAAUCGGAUGCGCCGUGACGCCACCUUCCCGAAGCCCAACGUGGUCAGCUUCAACGCCACGUUGAGCGCCUACGCCCGGGGCGUCGCUUGGGCCAGUUCCAUGGCCUUGCUCGAGGACAUGUACACAUCCAAGGUGCACCCCGACCGGGCCACCUUGGGCGCCUGCGUCUCGGCGCUGGAGCAGAGCAGGUGCUGGCAGCAAGUCCUGCUUUUGUUGAGCGACAGUCGCAUGGUGGAGCCUGACCUCAGAGCCUGGAAUGCUUCGAUGAGCUGCUGCACGCGCGCUGAAGCCUGGCCUCACGCGUUGCAGUUGUUCCACAAGUGGCGCGAGCGCCUGACGCCCAACGAAAUCUCCUACAACACCGCGCUCAAUGCAUGGGAGCGCGGCUCCCACUGGGCGCCAGUCUUGAAGCUUUUCCAGGAGAUGCUGCACCGAGAGGUGCCUCCGGAUGUGGUGACCUUCAACACGACCAUCGCUGCGCUACAGUGGGAACGGUGGGAGUUGGGCUUGCAGCACUUUGAUCUCCUCAGACACCGUAAGUUGCGGCCCAAUGUGGUGACGCUGGGCACUAUCAUUGGUGCAUGUGGCCGGGGUUUGCAGUGGCAGAGGGCCCUCCACUUCUUUUGGCAGGGUGAUCGUUACGGCGACUGGGCGCCCAAUGAAGUGGCGGUGGUGUCAGCGAUGACUGCCUGCAAGCAAUCUGGCAGGUGGUUGGAGGCCUUGCAGCUCUUCCAGGACUUGGGCCGCCGGUCGCUGCAGCAGAACGUCGUGUCCCACUCCGCGGCCAUCGCUGCGUGCGCGAAGGCUGGCCAGUUCGAGCAGGUGGAACUGCUGCUGCAGCAGAUGCACGAGGCCUCGGUGCGCGCCAACGCCGUGGCCUUCACUGCGGCACUCCGACUGCCUUCUUUGUCGUGGCAAAGGGCGCUGGAGCUGUUCCGUAUCAUGGAGGCGCAAUGCAUCGAGACCGAUGCCUUCGCUUUCCAUCGCCUCGUGAAGGUCUGUCAGAUUGACUCGAUCUGGGAGGAGGCGGUGCGCGCCUUUGUUCGGAUGUGCGAGAAGCACGAGCCCCGAGCCGACACCUUCACAUGCGCCUUGUCUGCCUGCCAGAAGGCCACUGCCUGGGAGGCUGCAGUGGCACUGGCCACGACCGAGCCCUACAUGACGCUGGCCGAAGGGGAGGUGGAGAGAGAUCUGGUGGCCUCAGCCUGCCUUCAAGGAGGCCAACGCGAAUUGGCCUCGCAGCUCUUCCGCUUCAUGGAAGCCGCAUGCGGCAAAAGGGGCGUGCUGUGCAGCUGUGGGCAACAAUCUGAAGUCCCUGUCAUCGCACAGAGUGCCAAACUCACCUUCUUGGACAGACUUCUCAAGCAACUGCAUGCGCAGAACAUGGGUAUCAAUGAUGCGUGGCGGAAGGAGCUGCCUGGUUGCAAGUUUGCGUGUGGCGAGGUGGUGACAGCUGGUUCGGCGCGCUGGUGGAGACUGGCUUAUAGCGGUGCGCUCGCAUCAGCUUCGAUGGCUCAAGCAACGCGGCGUGGCUUGGUGAUCGACGUGGUGGAGGACGUCCUGAAGAUCGCCGAGGAAGCUGGAAACAGGAAGGUGGAAGCGCCGGCGGCAAAAGAGAGGCCAGAGAAGAAGACAGAGGCCACGGGAUUGGGCGAGGGAGAGAUGGUGCUCCGUGUUUGGAUGCCAAAGGUAUCCAAAGCUGGCUAUGGGCAGAGAGCGGCGCCGUGGCAUGCAGCUUACAAGGGCCGAGCCACGGACAAGGCCAUGAAGUGGCUUGUGGCUUUUGCGGACAAGCUGCGGAGACGUGGAGUUGGCAAGUUGCUGCAGCCGGGCAAUUUGCUGGACGAGCUGGCCAUGUUCGGAACCCGCGACGGUCGUAGUGUAGUCACCAUGCAGAAGCUCCAGUGGCGGUCAAUGCUUUGCAGAGAUUUGGUCCUGCUUUUGGAGCUGAAAGGUGAGAGGGCACAGGUCAAGCGGCUGCGUGACACCUUGGGUGAGCCGUUUUGGACGCUGUGCGACGACCCGCAGCACACGUCGCACAGCUUGUGUGAUUUUGCUCAGGUCUAUGAUCGAGGCGACAGAAAGAAACCGAGGAAGCGGCGAAGUUUUUGCUGCAAACGGCAAUACACCGGCGCUGACAACUUUUGCAGCAGCUGCGGGAUGUCUUUGCUUGGCACUGGGGCUGAGCUCUUGUCCAGUGUCUGCCAGGAGAUCUUGCUGUGGCGUGACGUGGACUUGUGUGCGCCGGACCGGCAGGCCAAACUGUCCGGUGAGAAGAAGCGAAAGAGCGCCUCUGCGUGGCUGCAGAGUGCGCCGAAGAAGACGCGAACGAUGGGUUGUUGCUUUGGCGAUUUGGAGGAACCAAAGCACGCUUUACCCUACAGGAAGUUCCCAUGGACCACGUGCCCAGUGAACCCCGUGCUGAUCUUCUGCCAGUACAUCAGCACGUUGGACCUACUUGAGUCCUACUGCGCCUAUCGAAACUGGCGGACGCUGCGCAUGGAUGGGGCCACGUCAAGAGUGCUGCGAGAGCUGGAUAUGCGGGAUUUCAACAGCCAUGACGAGGACAAAGACCUCUUUGUCUACCUCAUUGGCACACGCGCGGGUGGCUUGGGAGAUUGGAACCCCCACGUGGACCACCAGGCCAUUGACCGGGCCCACCGCAUCGGGCAGACGCGCCAGGAGUGGGGCAUCGAGGAACGUCUGGUGCUCCGCGCCACCUCCAAGCUCCAGAUGGAGCGGCGGCGGAAACCGCGGGAACGUGCUGAAACCGCGGAGGACGAAGAGGAAGAGGAAUUCCUGGCCGAUUCGGAGGACACCCUGUCCCAGGAGGAGGCCUAUCAAGGUGAAAGCCUGGAGGAUUUCAGCCUGCAGGAGCUGCUGGAGCGAGAGAGGCGCCCUGCGCCCAUCAGCGACGAGGGGCUCAGGAGCCCCGAGUUGGAGCACCAGGUCUUUCAGCGGCGCGCAGCUGCACAGAGAGCCGAACGCGAGAUGUGUGAUGAUGCCACCACCUUUGGGCAUCUUAGGCCGCCACCAGAGUCAUCUAGGAGCUCCUCGGGGCGGAUCAUCAAGUCCACGAAGACCUUCGUGUGGCGCCCUGCCGCGACGGCCGAGGAGUUCCAAGCACCAGUGGCUGCUGUGAACCGAAAGCCCAAGGUCGUCCUCAAGCACUUCCUCAAGUGCUUUGUGUGCACCGAUGGCUGUGAGGCAGCGAGCGCAAGUAAGAUGAUGCCAACGCCUUGA